Messenger RNA from Pieris macdunnoughi, 936 nucleotides. The record is from the annotation of a GenBank genome assembly. Lineage: Eukaryota; Metazoa; Arthropoda; Insecta; Lepidoptera; Pieridae.
AUGGAGUACCGGGCGCCACAUCCGAUGAGCGCCGGGGCGCCUUACUACCCCCACCCAGGUGUGAGUGCGAAUAAAAUUGCCAAGCGGACGGAGCUGGCGGCGAAUAAAGGCGGUCCGUUUGCGGCGGCGUUACGCACGCUCGCCAAAAACGCCGGCCCAGAUGCUAAAGAUGGAGCGGGCGGCGGACCGACGGGAGGGGAGCGGGACGCGGUCAAGGACAAGCCACCUCCGGCUCCGGCCAAGCGCGCCUCACCACACCAUCUGCCGGCCUCCGGAUUCCAGCCCUAUCGCCCCGACGACAGACUGUCGCACCCCGCGGCGUCGUUCCCUCUGCUGGAGCCGGCCACUUAUUCGCCCUACGCGCACCCGGGUCUCUACUCCAGCGCCGCUUUGCAGUACAGGCUCGCGGCAGAGGAGCAACUCUACCUGGAACGCAUGUUCAGGGGCGGAAUGGGCGUCGGUUGGCUCCCGCCCUAUCCCGCCUAUCCUCUCCUCGCCCCGCCUCUAUCCUUGGUGCAUCCGGGACACCCGGGUCACCCCGGACACCCCGGUCAUCCGGGACAUCCGGGCCACCCGGCGCACCCGGGUCAUCCGGCUCACCAUCAGCACGCGGCGCACGCGCACGCUCUGCACGACGAGAGGGAAAAGGAGAUAGCGCUGCAGAGGGAGAGGGAGCGGGAACGCGAACGGGAGAGGGAAAGGGAGAGCUUCGACGUUUCCAGAGAGCGAGAGCUGCGAGAAAAAGAAGCCCGGGAGCGAGAGAGAGCGGUGAGGGAGAAGGAGUCGCGUCGCGCCGCGGCCCCGCCCCCGUUGCUCUACCGGCCCUUCCGGCCUUACGAGCCCGACCCCGGUGAGCAGCCCACUUCCGCCCCGCAGUCGUCGCAGCCCGCGCCGCAGCCCACCGCCGCAUCCGCCACGCAGCCCGCCGCGCUCUGA